AUGGCUGAAGCAGUUGCCAAGGAUGCAGCUUACUACGAAUCUAAAGGGAUCAAGUAUAGCGAAGAGUUCUUUACGAACUCGAGGGGCAUGAAACUUCAGACUGCUUCAUGGCUUCCUGCGAACGGCGAGCCAAAGGCCCUCAUCCUCCUCCUCCACGGUUACGCUGUGGACUGCACCACUUUUUUUGCUUCCACAGCAGAGCGGCUAGCAUCAGAAGGUUAUGCAGUUUUUGGAAUUGACUAUGAGGGACAUGGAAGGUCAGAAGGUCUUCCAGUGUACAUUCCGCUGUUUGAGACCAUCAUUGAUGACCUCGUCGAUUAUAUCACCCCUAUUCGAGAGCGCGAGGAGUACAAGAACAAGCGCAAAUUUAUGAUGGGGGAGUCAAUGGGGGGAGCAGUUACCCUCCGCCUGCACCGCAAGGAGCCCACUGCUUGGGACGGAGCCAUUCUCAUGGCACCCAUGUGCAAGAUCUCUGACAAGGUGAAGCCGCCAGCGAUCGUCACUGCAGUCAUGAAAAACCUUGCAUAUCUUCUGCCAACAUGGAAAAUUGUCCCCACGUCUGACAUCAUCAGCGCAGCUAACCGCGACCCGGUUAAGAGAGAAAAGAUCCGGGCCAGUCCGUACACCUUCACGGACAAGCCUCGCCUUCGAACAGCCCUCACCAUGCUAGAGACCAGUGAAGACCUUGAGCGACGGCUGGAUGAGGUGACCCUGCCAUUCCUCCUGCUCCAUGGUGACGCUGAUACCGUGACAGAGCCUGCAGUGAGCCAGGUGUUGUAUGAGAAGGCACGCAGCACCGAUAAGACAUUUAAGCUGUACCCGGGCCUCUGGCACUGCCUCACAGAAGGGGAGCUGGAUGAGAACAUUGAGAUCGUGUUUAAGGACAUUUUUGAGUGGCUAAGUGCCCAUGCUCCUCAGGCGUAA
Messenger RNA from Closterium sp. NIES-65, 924 nucleotides. The record is from the annotation of a GenBank genome assembly. Lineage: Eukaryota; Viridiplantae; Streptophyta; Zygnematophyceae; Desmidiales; Closteriaceae.